UCUGUAGUUCAAACCCGAUUUUCUUUUUAGUUCUGCCAGUCAAUUGGAAUUUCAUCCUUUAAAAUACCUAACUAAUGAGUGUUUGAAUAGGAAAUACAAAAAUAAGUUAACGCUUCUUGCUUUUUCCCAAAUAUACUACAUAUUAUUUCAGAAAUUGCGUUAAGUCGGGAAUGCCAUUCUGCAAAACUUGCUGUUCUCUUCUCCACCCCCGCAUAUUGGAAUCGGAAGUUUCAGGCCUCGGCCAUUUUUGGGUUGACAAAUCGAGUGCAUCACAGAAAAGAGCAGAAUUGUGCUUUGUUUUGAUGAUUUUUAGGCAUUUAAAAGAUCUUUGAACAAGGAAAUUACAUAAAGAUAAAAUAACAUUUUCCCUGUUUGUGUCGCUAUAUUAUAAUUUGUCAUCAUGUCGAACAUGCCACCCUUGCGUCGCACAUUAAAAAAUGUGGUAAAAAAUUAUUCAGAGGCACAAGUCAAAGUUCGGGAGGCCACAUCCAACGAUCCUUGGGGACCGUCAAGUACGUUAAUGGGAGAAAUUGCUGACUUAACUUAUAAUGUGGUGGCAUUUACAGAAAUAAUGCAAAUGAUCUGGAAAAGACUUAAUGACCAUGGUAAAAAUUGGCGUCAUGUGUACAAGUCUUUGGUACUGUUAGACUACAUCAUCAAAACUGGAAGUGAAAAAGUGGCACAGCAGUGUAAAGAGAACAUCUAUGCCAUUCAGACAUUAAGGGAUUUUCAACAUCGUGAGGAUAAUAAGGAUCAAGGAAUGAAUGUGAGAGAGAAAGCGAAACAGCUGGUUGCGCUGUUAAAGGAUGAUGAACGGUUACGCAAUGAAAGGGCUAAAGCCUUGAAGGCCAAGGAGAGGUUUGCACAGAAUGCAAUGGGAAUAGGAAGUAAUGACAAGAUUCGUUAUGGGGCUGGCAGUCCUAGUUUACAGACAAGUUCUGGAGGGUACUCUGAUCCUUAUGGUGGUGCUGGAACAACACCCCCGCCAACAACAACAACAACAACAACUAAUGGUGAUUCACCUAGACCACGUAGGAAUUCAACAGAUGUAGAAUAUGCUCGGCCAUCAUCAGUAGGUGAGGAAGAAAUACAGCUUCAGUUGGCUUUGGCCAUGAGCAAGGAAGAGCAUGAGGAAUCGAUGAAGAAACAGAAGUCAGACGACAUCAAACUACAGUUGGCGCUGGAGGAAAGUAGAAAACAAGUACAUGAUGAGGUAAGUCGAGAGGAGAGAAGAAGAGCCACACAUAAAACUCCUCAGUCAACUGGACUUUUAGACUUUGAUUCUCCUAAGUCUCAGCCAUCAGACCCAUGGGGAGCCCCUGUGUCACAGCCAGCUGCAGCACCUACUGACCCAUGGGGUGCCCCUCUCCCAGCUCCCCCUGCACAAAAACACCACCACCACCCAGCCCCUACAGUGACCCCUCCCCCCUCAGAUCCAUGGGGAUCACCUGUGAAACCCCAAACUUCCACUCAGAGUGAUCCAUGGGGAAUGCCAAUGCCUUCAAAUCCAACUCCCCCACAAACGAAUCCAGAUUCAGGAGCUCUGGACCCUUGGGGAGCCCCUGUGCCCUCAUCAGAGACAUCAGGCAGUUCCCCAUGGGGUGGCUCUCCUGUUCCCGCUCCACAGACUGCCUUCGAUGGUUUUGAUUCGGGGACAAGUUCAUUGACAAAUGGCGGUAACAAGGCCACUGUGGAAGAUGAUGAUGAUUUUGACUUGCUAAGUUCUAGGAGCACAGCAGACUCUCCUGCCAAAGCAACAGUCGCAGGCAGUUUUGAUCCACUUGGAAAUACCAGUUCUACAGAUCCCUGGAACCUUAGUAAUGUGGAAGAAAGUCUAUCUACUGAGCAGGAGCAGCAGCAGAAACACAGGAAAACACCACAGGAUUUCUUAGGAGAGAAUGCUAACUUAGUGAACCUAGAUCAACUUGUAACAAAAGAUGAGUCAGCAGGAAAAAAUCCAUUUGCCAGUGGAGGAACAAAUCCAUUUGAACUUCAACAACAACAAAACCCCCAAAGAAUGACAUUAAAUCAGCUGCAAUCUUCAGCCUACAACACGGGGUUCACUCAGCCAAGUUCUAGUGGACUGUUACCUCAACCUUUGGUCCCUAUGACCGGCAUGUCACAGCCACAGCAACAGGGAUACAACCCAUUUUUAUGAGAGCAGAAGAGUACUGAAUAUAGGACCAGUUUAUACUCUGUCUGUCGAUGUCUUGUCAGUAGACUAAUACCAGUUUUAUCAACACUCAACAUGUUGAAUGUUUGCAAUUAUGUGAAAGAAAAGGGAUUUUACUUAUUUUUAAGUGAUCACAGAUUUUAGUAAGUUUUCAGCUCAUGAAUUUUUUGGGGUUUUUUCUCGUCAUGUCUUAUUUAGUUUUUUUUUGGUUUUUUUUUAUUUGGGGGAGUUAAGCUGUGGACUAUGUGAUUUGUAUUGAAAUCAUUUUUGAUAUUAAAAAAAGAUACGAAGACAAAUUUUUUUUUUACACAAACAUAUAUAGUGUGCAUAUAUGUAUUUCUUUAUAGAACAUUUAGAGAAUCAAACUAUUCAUUUUGCUAGCCUUCAUUUUAAUUGCACAAAGUUGUCAUUUAAUCAUUCAUAUCACAUCCUUGCAUCAGAACAGUGGUGUAGGUUCAAUCUCUUGAAAAUUUAUAGCAAAGGAAUUAUCGUGUUGAACGUUGUAAUGGAUUUAGAGACUCUGUAUUAAAUGCAUUAAUCAAGAGAUUUGCUGGUUGUGUAUAGUGACCAGCAAAAAAUCAAUUUUUCAUUUGAAAGUGAAAUAUUUAAAAUGUUAUCUGUAAUGCAUUGCAUUGUAUUUUGUUUUGUAUUUACAGAUACUUUAAAAAUGUAUUUGUUUCUCAGUGUGCAUGUAGAACCGGUAAUUAUGUGAUACGGAAACAAAAAUCAGGUGUCAUAUUUUUUUAAAUGAUAUUUUCAACAAUUUUACUAAAGUAGCAUUUAUGGACAAUUAUCACAUAAUAUUGAUCCUAUACAGAAAGAUGCAUGUACCUUUGUACAUUUUUCUAUUAUCAAGUGACGACAACAUUUUUAGUGUACAGAAUUUCAUUAUAGAUACUGGGUUCCUAAUUAGGUAAAUGAUUAUAAUCAUUAUGUGUGUACAUGUUCAUCCGUGUUGUAAUCAUCUUUAUCUGUAUUUAUUUUUUAAGAAAUUUUUUUUUUACCUUGACAAGAGUAAACUUGUUAAAUCGACAUAACACCUGGAUAAAGAUCUGAAUUUUGGUGCCCUAUUAUUGCUCAGAUUCGAGGUAUCUAGUCUCCUUGAGGUAAUAUUGAAAUGAUGCCAUGCAAUAAGUUUCAUGUUGUAUGAAGGUGUGACAUUUAAUUUCUGGGGCUUUGUUGCAAAAGUUGAUAAUUGUUUGAAGUAGUACUAAGUCGAGAUCUGUUCAUUGUACUGUAGUAUUGUGAUUAUUGUUAUAUUUUUGUAGAAAAAGUGAAAAAUACCAAAAAUAAUGACAAUUUUUUAAUACAACUAUUCAAAGUAAUUGCUUCUUUUAAACAGCUGUCAGAUGAAAUUUUACCAAAAGUGACAGUUGAUUUGAUUUCAAAAGGGCAUCCGCAAUGUCUGAAAAGGUAGAAGUUAACAAUUAACAUUAUUGAACGGUUUAUACUGCAUACUGUAUGUGUCAUUCCUGUUUUGAGCUCUUGUUAAAAGAAGCAUAUGUAUUGUUUACAAAAAUUAUGUUUGCCUAGUACCUUCUGUGAUAAAAUAUUCAUGUACAGACAAAUAUUAAUAAAAGAAACUGCUUAGAAAAUGAA
This is a messenger RNA of Ostrea edulis (European flat oyster), 3772 nucleotides long. Its product is annotated as epsin-2-like. Gene Ontology annotation, molecular function: clathrin binding; phospholipid binding. The record is from RefSeq and is a predicted model, not a curated record. Bases 401 to 2158 code for a protein of 585 amino acids. The transcript is spliced from 9 exons. NCBI's taxonomy places the organism in Eukaryota, Metazoa, Mollusca, Bivalvia, Ostreida, Ostreidae. Gene Ontology annotation, cellular component: endosome; plasma membrane; clathrin vesicle coat. Gene Ontology annotation, biological process: endocytosis.